CAGGUUUUCACCCCUCUCGUCCUCUUUCUUUACUGUGGCGGUCGUUUCCUCGAUAUCCUCGUACCUUGCUGCACUGUUGUUGGGGUGCGCACCCUCAUCUUAAUCGAUUGAUCCGCAGUCGCCACCUUGCAGCCAUUCUUCCAGACCCUUUCUAUGUGCGGUCCAAAACCUACUUGAUCACUGCCCCAGCUCCAGACAAUAGCACAGUGGCCCUUUAUUGGGGCUGCACAUCAUCCCACCAAGCCGCCUUUCCCGUCACGCCAAUUCUAAUCAUCGCCCCGCUUGGACCACCAUCCUCGAGUCCUCUUCACAUCUCGCCCAACUCCUGCUCCGGUCGCGUGAGUGACUAGCAAAAAAGCCUGUUCUGCGAAUCUGGGGUAGCCGCCAUACCUAGCCUACCACCUGACGCAUCUUCAUUCACUCACUCGUUGCCUCCGCUUUUGCCUUCUUACCUCACCCUUUCGGAUCUCUCCGCCCUAUUUCGCUUUUUCACCACUCGACACCUCGGCCAGGCACACUUUGUCCUUCCUUUCAUCUCAUCUCACCCGCUACAUCACCGCGACAAACACACUGGGUUUUCAUCACUCCUCCUUUUCUCAAUCUGACGGUCACAUCGUAUACUCUCCCAUUUCUCCUCACAUUACCGCCGACGACCACCGGCGCAAUUGGUAUCUUAACUUUACACAUCAACCUUUUCGAGCGUCUGCUUGGCUCAGGAACAGAGGCUGGCUUUAGUGAGCGCAUUGCUUUCACGGUUGAUCUUUUGACAUCACUGCUCGUUGGGGUUGUCCCUGAUGCCCUGGAAUGGUGAGUAGGACUGUCGACCAAAUCGCUAUUGUUUUGACUUUCUAUCUCAAAGGCUGUCCAGCUUCGUGACAUUGAAGGUGGACUAAGCCAAGAUGAGCCAAAACCCAGCAAAGUCGAGCCUUCCGACUCGUAGUCCCAUGCCAGCCUUUGGGACAUUCAACGCUCAUCAGGCGCCCGCAUCUCUCUUGCUCGAGAAGUCGAACCCUGGUCUGCGUAGAUCUACUCCUGAUUCGGAAGCCCUCGCUUCUUCUGAUGAUGAAGUCGAGCAUCCCAAACCCACCGCCUCGUCCAACGUCAAAACCGCUAGACCCGCUCGUCGAACUUCUUGGUUGACUGACACAUCCUCAUACAACCCAAACCGAAAGCCGUCAAUCACGGGGCCAUACAGUCCAUCCGGCUCACACCCUGGAACCCCAGGAUCUGAAAUUUCUCCAUGGACUAACCUCAAUGCCUCAAAUCCCCCAGGCUGGCCAAAUCCAGCUCUGCCAACGCCAUACACUGCAUGGAACAUCUGGGGCCAAGAUUCUCGGAAAGAUCCACCGUUAAGGCUCCAAGAGGUUUUGCCCUCGAAUGGCGACAAUGGCAUCCCAUUCACGAUUCCCUUGCAGCCCACCCCCAAGACCUACCGAUCACAAUCUUAUUCAGUUGGACAGCUUGACACCACCAACGCACCCAAUCCGGCCAACCCCUUGUCGACCUCGACAGAAGCCACGCGGACAAGACUUGCAGGCCAAAAUCCCGCACUCACUCGGCGCAUCUCGCGGACAAGUGGUCUAGCAGGGAAUGACCCGCUGGGCUUGGGUCGUUUGCGAGAAGAUGAGAAUGAGGAAGAUGCCAGAGCCUCGUCAUCUUCCAUUGCUCAGGAUCAAGCUCGGAUGAUAGAGAUGCUAGAAAAGGAAAAUGCCAAGCUCAGGCACGCUGCGCAACGCGAGAGGACUUCAUCCGCAACAGUCCCAGGUCAGGCCGUGGGAUUUCGCCAGUCCAGACUUCAAGGACCCUUGUUAGAAGAGACUGAAGAUGCAAUUGAUGACCCAGAUGACUUUUCCAGACUUAGCGGAUACAGCCGUGAGGGUGUUUCUCGACGCAUGAGCGAAAAUAUCGGUCACUUCGCCGAGAGACCAUCUGGAUCAUCCCUCGAGAAUCGCCAACUAGAUGGAGCGAGAAGAGCACAAUGGCAAACUUCGCUAGGAUUUGGACCCAUCCCGGAAGCUCCUCAAAGCCGCCGUCAUUCGUUUGCGGAUGUUCCAACCCGACAUGGAUCAUUCAGCUCGACUGGACGCGAGGAUGAUGCGACAACAUAUGAAAGUGGUUCCCAGGAGAUUUCCCAAGGUGAUGACCCAGCUUACUUCAACGCCACCGAAUCCACCCGUCGAGCCGCGGACGCCCGAGUUCAUCAAGCACAUCCUGAGCCACAAUCAUUCACACAACAGCUGGGUGUCGGCGCUUUUCUUGAGCCCACCAGCCAGCCUCUCUUCAUCGUGAACUUCAAAUGCUGCCGAUCUGAUGUCUUCUACAUCCAGGAGGGAACUGGUCUUCAUGUCAAUGUGGGAGACUUAGUCAUUGUUGAAGCAGAUCGCGGCACCGAUCUAGGCACAGUUCAACAUACUAAUGUCAACUGGGAGGAUGCCAGACGAUACAAGGAGUAUUAUGCCGAGGAGCAUUACAAGUGGCUGAUGAUGUUUUCUCUACAAAGCCGCAGCGGUGGGCCUAACGUGGUCAACCCAAAUGGCAUGCCUGGCCGUCCCGGUAGUGCUGUCGGCGGCAUGGGUCCCCAGGGACAUCAAGGACCUCAUGACAGUGCUCAUCCCGAUUUGAAGCCCAAGAUGAUCAAGCGCCUUGCCCAGAACCAUGAGAUCCAGUCCUUGAAAGAUAAGGAGGGCAAUGAGGCAAAGGCCAAACGUGUUUGCCAGCAAAAGGUCGUGGACCAUCGGUUGAACAUGGAAAUUCUCGAUGCCGAAUUCCAGAUGGAUAGCAAAAAGCUCACAUUCUAUUACUUUGCUGAUAAUUACAUCAACUUCAAUCACCUCGUGACCGACCUAUUCAAGAUAUACAAGACUAGGAUAUGGAUGUCGGCCAUCAACCCAGCCUCGUUCCAGACUCCCACGGCGUCUCUUGGCCUUACUCCAGCGUAUGGAACACCAUCCAACGACGAACGACAUCGAAGACGGCAACCCCAACCACAGCCACCACAGCAUCAUCAAUCCCAGCAACCGCAACAUGGACAUGUGCACGGUCAACAGCCUGUCACAACCCCGUUUGGGGAUACCUUUGAUGCCGAUCGGACCUUCAACGGGCAAUCUCAAGGAAUGAGAUCACCAUAUUUUGGCCAGUUCAACGACAUGGGCGGCGGACAUCAGCCACUCCAACCUGGAGUAACUUCGUUUGCGCCAGGUAUGACGAGUCAGAUGGACCCGUACCUUUCUUACUACAACCAACCAUACCCAGCCUUGAACCCAAACGCUCCCAACUUUGCCACUAAUCGACAUGAUUACCGCGGAAGAGGCACCAACCAAGGUGGCGACGUUAAUUGGAUGGGUCGCUUCCAAGGUCUCUCACUUGGCUCCUAGCCAUCUUUUCUUUUCUCUCUUUCCAACACAGUUCUCUACCUUCUUCCAAGUAAUCUCUCUUUCAGGACAAACUCAUCACCGCCACUUCUGAAGUGACGCAGACCACCAUUGUAGAAAUCCUUUACACAUUUUACACGGCCAAGAAACUUUACAUGCAUCGCAUUCAGAACUAGAAUUUGGGCAGAGGGCAAGACACGAACCAAAAAAGAAACGACACAGAAACAUAUUACAUGGGUUGUGAUGAGUUUGGCUUUCUGCCUAUCACGCGGAUGGGGAACUUUCGUUUACAACCGACUCAAGGUUGCAUACUUGGGAGUCAUUUCAUGUUGAAGGUCAUGGGUCAGGUGAAAUUGGAAACCUUGAGGUCAAUUAGUUGUUGCUUGCAGGGACAGAAGACAUCGAACACAUCCAGACUGAGGGAAUGCUCUUGGGAAUUGCAGGCCGAUUUUCAUAGCUUGGACACAGCGGACCGGACAGUUUUAGAAUGGUACCAAAGAGAGAGAGGAUGCGCGUUCCUUUACGAUAUUUGCUUGCUUGUCUUGUGCUUGGGGAGCUAAGACUCAAGCAUGACGUUCUUUCUGCUGUACAAUAAUUGCAAUCAAAUGCCAACAGAGAUGAGAUGACCC
This is a messenger RNA of Exophiala mesophila, 4000 nucleotides long. RefSeq lists its product as uncharacterized. Gene Ontology annotation, cellular component: cytoplasm. The transcript has 5 exons. NCBI's taxonomy places the organism in Eukaryota, Fungi, Ascomycota, Eurotiomycetes, Chaetothyriales, Herpotrichiellaceae. The record is from RefSeq and is a predicted model, not a curated record. The coding region runs from base 900 to 3374 and encodes 824 amino acids.